Molecule: messenger RNA, 4455 nt
Organism: Acanthochromis polyacanthus (spiny chromis)
Lineage: Eukaryota; Metazoa; Chordata; Actinopteri; Pomacentridae
Gene: aldh1l2
Product: aldehyde dehydrogenase 1 family, member L2
Exons: 23
Coding region: 194-2965 (923 amino acids)
Biological process (GO): 10-formyltetrahydrofolate catabolic process; biosynthetic process; one-carbon metabolic process
Cellular component (GO): cytoplasm
Molecular function (GO): formyltetrahydrofolate dehydrogenase activity; aldehyde dehydrogenase (NAD+) activity
Source: RefSeq, a predicted model, not a curated record
ACGUCGGCUGCUGACGAGUAUAAGCUGGCCGUGGCGAGCCCAGACCACGGCCACACUGUCAGUUCCUCACACAACCACACACCAACACGCACGGGGCAGGUGAUACAGCAGGGCUCUUAUCUCCACAGCGGCUCGGACAACCUGCACAGCUUCUCGAUUUAUUCUCAUUUUUUGUAUUCAAAACACCGCCGUCAUGUUGUGGACAGCGAGUCAAGUGUUAAGGAAAUUCUCCACCUCGUCCCACUAUUACCAGAAUAAGCUAAAACUAGCUAUUAUUGGCCAGAGUAUGUUUGGACAGGAGGUUUACUCCAACCUGAAGAAGCAGGGACACAAGGUUGUGGGUGUCUUCACAGUCCCUGACAAGGAUGGCAAGGCUGACCCCCUGGCGGUGGCUGCAGAGAAGGAUGGGACCCCGGUGUUCAAGUUCCCUCGGUGGCGGGUGAAGGGGAAGCCCAUCCCUGAGGUGGUGGACACCUACAAAGCGGUGGGCGCCGAGCUGAACGUCAUGCCCUUCUGCUCCCAGUUCAUCCCCAUGAAUGUCAUCGACAGCCCCAAGCAUGGCUCCAUCAUCUACCACCCCUCCAUCCUGCCCCUGCACCGAGGAGCCUCAGCCAUCAACUGGACCCUUAUCCAGGGUGAUAAGAAAGCUGGCUUCUCAGUGUUCUGGGCUGAUAACGGGCUGGACACCGGACCCAUCCUGCUGCAGAGGGAGUGUGCUGUGGAGCCCAAUGACACCGUGGACACACUGUACAACCGCUUCCUCUUCCCAGAGGGCAUCAAGGCCAUGGUGGAGUCGGUACAGCUCAUUGCUGAUGGAAAAGCCCCUCGAAUUCCCCAGACAGAGGAAGGAGCGAGCUAUGAAGGCAUCCAGAAGAAAUCAAACGCCAAGGUUAACCUGGCCCAGCCGGCUGAGGCCAUCCACAACUGGAUCCGCGGCCAUGACAAAGUCCCCGGUGCUUGGACUGUCAUCGGUGGUCAGUCUGUCACCUUUUAUGGCUCGUCCAUGUUGGGAGGGUCGGCAGCAGCCGGUCAGCCUCUGGAGAUUGAGGGAGCUUCCCAGCCUGGCAUCGUCACCAAGAAUGGACUUGUCCUGUACGGAACUGAUGGCAAAGCUCUCGUGGUGAAGAAUCUGCAGUUUGAAGAUGGGAAGAUGAUUCCUGCUUCCAAAUACUUCUCCUCUAGAGAAAGCUCCAGCGUGGAGCUGACCGAUGAUGAGAAGAAGAUGGCAGAGGAGAUCAGGAACAUCUGGAAGGGCAUCCUCAGCAAUGUCUCAGCCAUAGAGGACACCACAGACUUCUUCAAGUCUGGAGCUGCCUCCAUGGAUGUAGUCAGGCUGGUGGAGGAGGUAAAACAGAAGUGUGCUGGUGUCCAGCUGCAGAACGAGGAUGUGUACAUGGCCACCACCUUCCAGGACUUCAUCCAGAUGUUCGUCCGCAGGCUGAGAGGAGAGGAUCAGGAGGAGGAGCUGGUCGUCGACUAUGCAACCAAAGACGUGAACAACAUGACGGUGAAAAUGCCAUAUCAGUGCUUUAUCAACGGCAGUUUUGAGGACGCAGAAAACGACAAAACCUACGACACUAUCAACCCUACUGACGGAUCGGUGAUCUGUAAGGUGUCCUACACCUCGGUGGGUGAUGUAGACCGAGCAGUAGCUGCUGCAAAAGAAGCUUAUGAAAACGGGCCCUGGGGCAGGAUGAACCCCAGAGACAGAGGGAGUCUGCUUUACAAGCUUGCAGACCUGAUGGAGGAACACCAGGAGGAGCUGGCCACCAUUGAGUCCAUCGAUUCAGGAGCCGUGUACACACUGGCCCUCAAGACACACGUAGGCAUGUCCAUCCAGACCUUCCGCUACUUUGCUGGCUGGUGCGACAAAAUCCAGGGCAAGACAAUCCCUAUCAACCAAGCCAGACCCAACCGCAACCUGACCUUCACUAAGAAAGAACCUCUGGGUGUGUGUGCCAUCGUCAUCCCAUGGAACUACCCUCUGAUGAUGCUGGCGUGGAAGAGUGCAGCCUGCCUGGCAGCUGGAAACACUCUGGUUCUUAAACCUGCACAGGUCACUCCACUGACAGCACUGAAGUUUGCUGAACUUUCGGUGAAAGCUGGUAUCCCAAAAGGCGUCAUCAACAUUUUGCCAGGCUCUGGUGGCAUGGUGGGACAGCGUCUGUCUGACCACCCAGACAUCCGUAAGCUGGGCUUCACCGGCUCCACACCUAUUGGCAAGCAGAUCAUGAAGAGCUGUGCCGUCAGUAACCUGAAGAAGGUUUCUCUGGAGCUGGGGGGGAAAUCGCCUCUCAUCAUCUUCAGUGACUGUGACAUGGACAAGGCUCUUCGCAUGGGCAUGAGCUCUGUGUACUUCAACAAGGGUGAGAACUGCAUUGCGGCCGGACGUCUGUUUGUGGAGGAGUCAAUACAUGAUGAAUAUAUCAGCCGAGUGGUGGAGGAGAUCAAGAAGAUGAAGAUCGGAGACCCUCUGGAUCGCUCCACAGACCACGGCCCACAGAACCACAAAGCCCAUCUGGACAAGCUGCUGGAGUACUGUGAGAUCGGACUGAAGGAGGGAGCCACACUGGUGUACGGAGGCAAACAGGUGGACAGGCCAGGCUUCUUCAUGGAGCCCACUGUGUUCACUGAUGUGGAGGACCACAUGUUCAUCGCCAAAGAGGAGUCUUUUGGCCCCAUCAUGGUGGUGUCCAAAUUCAGAAAUGGCGACGUGGACGGCGUGCUGCAGAGAGCCAACGACACAGAGUAUGGCCUGGCCUCGGGCGUCUUCACCCGUGACAUCAACAAGGCCAUGUACGUGAGCGAGCGGCUGGAGGCUGGAACCGUGUUCGUGAACACCUACAACAAGACCGACGUGGCUUCACCUUUUGGAGGCUUCAAGCAGUCAGGCUUCGGCAAAGACCUCGGAGAGGACGCCCUCAUGGAAUACCUGAAGACCAAAGCAGUGACUGUGGAGUACUGAGGCUCAGACUCUCCUAACAAACUCCAACCUACAUCUGUACAGGAGAGGGACUUGUCAGUCUGCGUGGAUCAGAUAUCCAUUUCAUUUCGUUUCAUUUAUUAUUUUAUUUGAAUGGGACAGUGCAUAUUAAUGAACAUCCAGUAAUGUAAAUACGCCAGAUUUAGCUCAAGGCUAAUUUCCAUCUUUUGUCCCAUGGGAUAAAAGACAUACCACCAAAACAAGAACAUACAGGACAUUAAGCAAAAAAAACAAACAAAAAACAAAAACAAAAAACAAAAAAACAAGACAGGGCAAAGAUACAAUAUAAAAACUAAACUAAACAUUCAACCACAACCUACACUUUUCCCUCUCACACACACACACACAUCAUUCUAUCAUUUUAAAACUGACAUGCUCUUGUAACUUCUGAAUGACUCUCGAAUGGUUACAAGAGUGUUGCUGUAACAGCCAUUCUUUAAGUUGCCUCUUAAAAGAGACAUAGGUGGUACUUUCUCUAACUGUCAUCGGUAGAUUGUUCCAACUGGAGCAGCCCUUAAUGGAUAGUACAUUUUUUGAGAAUUCGCAACCACGAUAUUGCACUUCACAGUCCCCCCUUACUGUGGAGCGAGUGUUCUUUAGGCUGGACUUUUGUUUAAUAAAUCCAUUAAGUGGUGACGGGGCUAAGCCCUUCAGAACUCUAUAUAUGAGACAGUUAUUUUUAAAGAUUUUAAAACUUUCAAAUGUUAAAAACUUGUAUUUCUCUAUCAAAACACAUAUAUGAAAUGACUGGGGUUUUUGAUCAAGUAUCUUAAUAGCUUUUUUAAAAAGCUGCUCUAUUGGUUUAAGUGCAGUAACACCAGCAAAGGACCAGACUGUGAAACAGUAUUCAAUGUGAGAAAAUAUCAUGCAGUGAAGGUAAGACUUAGCUGCCUCUGUAAUGAUGAAUGGUCUGAUUUGUUUAAAGUUUUGUAAAUUAAAUCUGAUGGUAUUUGCAACCUUUUUCACAUGUUUUUUGAAUGUGAGGUUGGAAUCUAAUAUGACCCCAAGAUAUUUAAAAUGGGUUACUAAUUCCAACUCCUCUCCAUUCAGAAAUACAUUAGAUCGGUCUUGUUUUACUUUUUGUUUACUGAAUAUCAUACAGACUGUCUUUUUGGAAUUCAGCAAAAGACAAUUUUGCCUAAGCCAGAGAUGUACUCUGUUAAGACCUUCUGUAAGAUAUGCAGUGAUAGUCUGGAUAUUUAUACCAUAAGUGAACAACACAGCAUCAUCAGCAUACAUCAACAUAUCAAGCUCAGGGCAAACAUCUGGUAAAUCAUUGAUGUAUAACGAAAAAAGUAAAGGACCUAUUACGGAACCUUGGGGGACACCAACAUCACUGCUGAGGCACUGGGACUGUACUCCCUUUAUAUGAACACACUGUUUCCUGUUUGCUAGAUAGGACUGAAACCAAGCAAGUGAAUCUGCUGAAAAGUUAAAGUGUGUUAAUUUGCUUAAUAAAAUACGAUGAUUAA